AUGUCUAACAUCGUGGAGAAAGUUUCUGACGCCGUCACCGACGUUACUGCCGCUCUUGGCAACACAUCCAUCUCUGACAAGCCCGCCGAGACCACCACUGGUGAGAAGGCUGCCAACACUACCACUGACAAGGAAGCCGUGUUGGCAAGCGCUGCAGAGGGAAGAAGACUCUACAUCGGUAACCUCGCAUAUGCGACCACCGAGGGGGAGUUGCAAGCCUUUUUCAAGGGAUACUUAAUUGAAUCCACCUCUAUCCCAAAGAACCCACGUACUGACCGCCCAGUCGGAUAUGCUUUCGUCGACCUUUCUACCCCAACUGAGGCCGAACGUGCUAUCUCUGAGCUUUCUGGAAAGGACAUCCUUGACCGCAAGGUCUCUGUCCAACUUGCUCGCAAGCCAGAGACAAAUGACAAGACCGAGGGUGCUGCUAGCGGAGGAGAGGGACAAUCUGGUAAUGAAGGUGGACGCCGCAGACAAUCUGGUCGAGGACGUGGUCGUGCCCGUGGACGUGGAGGACGCCGUGGCAAUGCUUCCCGUACUGAUGAGAGCGCUGCUGAGGCACCUGCCGCCGCUUCCGAGGUUCUUCCUUUGACCGAAACCACAAACCAGGCUACUACCGAGACCAAGGAGACCAAGCCACAAAACACUCGUGCUCCCCGCGAGCGUCGUGAGCGUGGCCCUCCAGCUGAUGGAAUUCCAUCCAAGAACAAGGUCAUGGUUGCUAACCUACCAUAUGAUCUCCACGAGGACAAGCUCAAGGAACUCUUCGCUAUCUAUGAGCCAACCUCUGCCAAGAUCGCCCUUCGUCCAAUCCCCCGUUUCAUGGUAAAGAAGCUCCAAGCCCGUGGUGAACCCCGUAAGGGUCGUGGCUUCGGCUUUGUCACUCUCUCCAGCGAGGAACAACAACAAAAGGCUGUUGCUGAAAUGAACGGAAAGGAAAUCGAAGGUCGUGAGAUCGCCGUCAAGGUCGCUAUCGACAGCCCAGACAAGACCGAUGAUGAUGUCAACGCCAACGCUGCUAAUGCUACCGCCGAGACUGCCGCUGCUCCACCAGCCGGUGCUGAAACUGUUUCUGCUUAA
Sclerotinia sclerotiorum 1980 UF-70 is the source of this 1080-nucleotide messenger RNA. RefSeq lists its product as hypothetical. Gene Ontology annotation, cellular component: cytoplasm; nucleus; ribonucleoprotein complex. The transcript is spliced from 4 exons. The coding region runs from base 1 to 1080 and encodes 359 amino acids. The record is from RefSeq and is a predicted model, not a curated record. Gene Ontology annotation, molecular function: mRNA binding. Lineage: Eukaryota; Fungi; Ascomycota; Leotiomycetes; Helotiales; Sclerotiniaceae.